This is a messenger RNA of Diplodia corticola, 1212 nucleotides long. RefSeq names its product cmgc cdk cdk8 protein kinase. Gene Ontology annotation, molecular function: ATP binding; RNA polymerase II CTD heptapeptide repeat kinase activity; cyclin-dependent protein serine/threonine kinase activity. The record is from RefSeq and is a predicted model, not a curated record. Gene Ontology annotation, cellular component: nucleus; mediator complex. Lineage: Eukaryota; Fungi; Ascomycota; Dothideomycetes; Botryosphaeriales; Botryosphaeriaceae. The coding region runs from base 1 to 1212 and encodes 403 amino acids. Gene Ontology annotation, biological process: protein phosphorylation. The transcript is spliced from 2 exons.
AUGCUCCACGGCGGCUACACGAGCAAGAAACGCGUCCAGGAGCGGUACAAAAUCCUCGGCUUCAUCAGCAGCGGCACCUAUGGCCGCGUCUUCAAGGCCCAGAGCCGCGUCGGUCAGCCGGGCCUGUUCGCCAUCAAGAAGUUCAAGCCCGACAAGGAGGGGGAGGUCCAGUACACGGGCAUCUCCCAAUCGGCCAUCCGCGAGAUGGCCCUGUGCACCGAAUUGUCCCACCCCAACGUUGUGCACACCGUCGAGAUCAUCCUCGAGGACAAGUGCAUUUUCAUUGUGUUUGAGUAUGCCGAGCAUGACCUGCUGCAGAUAGUCCACCAUCACACCCAGAACCCGCGCCAGCCUAUCCCUGCCAAGACCAUCCAGUCCAUUCUAUGGCAGCUGCUCAAGGGCCUCCAUUAUCUCCACCAGAACUGGGUCAUGCACCGCGACUUAAAGCCCGCCAACAUCAUGGUCACCGGCAAGGGAGCCGUCAAAAUCGGUGACCUGGGCCUCGCAAGGCUUUUCUACAAGCCACUAGGAUCUCUUUACAACGGAGACAAGGUGGUCGUCACCAUCUGGUACCGUGCACCCGAACUUCUCUUAGGCAGUCGCCAUUACACGCCUGCCGUGGACCUGUGGGCCGUAGGCUGCAUUUUCGCCGAGCUCCUUGCCCUAAGGCCAAUCUUCAAGGGCGAAGAAGCCAAGCUCGACAACAAGAAACAGCCGCCCUUCCAGCGCAAUCAGAUGCAGAAGAUCGUUGAGAUCUUAGGCAUGCCCAGAGCUGAGGACUGGCCGCUGCUUCGCGCCAUGCCCGAGUACUCUCAGCUUCCCACACUUGCGGCCGGGAACCCACGCAUCAACCGACCUAUGGGGCUGCGAAAUUGGUACGACACUUGCAUGAGGACGAACAACUAUCCGGAUGGACUUGGCAACUCUCCCGGCCCUGAAGGAUUCUCCCUACUACAAGGCCUUCUAGAGUACGACCCACAGAAACGUCUCACGGCCGAGAAGGCGCUCAAGCAUCCUUACUUCAAGGUCGGCCUGCCCGAUGGUCAGACUCCAAGCGACAACUGCUUCGCCGGGUCGACCAUUGACUACCCGCGGCGUGCCGUUAAAGCGGACGAUAACGACAUACGGACCGGAAGCUUGCCAGGCACGAAGAGAAGCGGAUUACCUGACGAUUCACUGCUGAGGCCAGCAAAGAGGCACAAGGAGGUCUGA